AUGCCAAUUCAUCUCUUAUCAUCUGUGAAUCCACCAAUAUAUGUGAUCAAUAAAUUGCACAAGAUAUUUUCUAUGUUUUACUGGAGCAAUUCAGGAAAUGGAAGGGUAAGACAUUGGGCUUUAUGGAACAACUUAUGUCUUCCUAAAAGUGAGGGAGCUAUAGGUUUCAGAUCCUUACAUGAUGUGUCUAAGGCUUUGUUUUCCAAGCUUUGGUGGAACUAUAGAACAAAAGACUCAUUGUGGUCUACAUUUAUGCGAAAUAAGUACUGCAAGAAGAUCAAUGAGGUGUUAGUACCUUGGAGACAAGUAUCUCAUGUAUGGAGAAAAAUGUUGAAAAUGAGAGAUGAGGUGGAGCAUCAAGUGUGGUGGAAAUUGAAGAAUGGCAACUCUUAUUUCUGGUGUGACAAUUGGACUGGACUUGGAGCUCUUUACCAUACUUCAGGUCCAGAUCAUUGGUGUGAUGACUCUAUGAAGUAUGUUGAUGAAGUGGUUGAAAAUAGGGCAUGGAAUGAAAUGCUACUAAGGGAAUUACUGCCCGAUGAGCUAGCUGACCAUAUUCUGUAG
This is a messenger RNA of Nicotiana tabacum (common tobacco), 564 nucleotides long. Lineage: Eukaryota; Viridiplantae; Streptophyta; Magnoliopsida; Solanales; Solanaceae. The record is from RefSeq and is a predicted model, not a curated record.